UGUGAAGUGUGUGAGUGACGAGUGUGGGCCCUCGUCAAGCAGCGAUGCAACGUUGAACGUCAAUAACUAUAUUAACAAUCAACAUACCAUGGCAGCUGGUGUUUUCUCCUUCUCAAUCACACUACGCUUGCUCUAUAGUUUCUCCGUCGAAUUCUAUUCUGGGUUGUUUCAGCUCAAUCUUUCAAAAGUCGACUGCGAUUUUUUGAAAAAUGGCUGUGGUUGCUUCUGCUCCAGGGAAGGUUCUGAUGACUGGUGGUUAUCUGUGGGAUCUGAUAGUUUGGCAGAGGAAUGGAUGGAAGUGAAGGUAAACUCUCCUCAGAUGUCAAGAGAAACUACAUACAAAAUGUCACUAAAAGAUUUUACACUUCAAUGUUCAAGUGAAUCAAGGAACCCCUUUGUUGAGUAUGCAGUCCAAUAUUCCAUAGCAGCAGCAUAUGCCACACUGGACAAGAAUAAGAGGAAUGAUUUGCACAAAUUACUGUCACAAGGCAUGGAUAUUACAAUCUUGGGUUGCAAUGACUUCUAUUCAUAUCGGAAUCAGAUUGAAGCACGUGGGCUCCCUUUAGUCCCGGAAUCAUUGGCUUCUCUUCCACCAUUCACAUCAAUUACUUUUAAUGCUGAAGAAUCAAAUGGAGAAAAAAACAUCAAGCCUGAAGUUGCAAAAACUGGGUUAGGAUCAUCUGCAGCCAUGACAACUGCUGUAGUAGCUGCUUUACUACAUUACCUUGGAGUUGUUGAUCUUGUAAGCUCCAGUAAAGAUCAAAAAAAUGACUUCACUUCAAAUUUGGAUACUGUGCAUAUGAUAGCUCAAACUGCUCACUGCAUUGCUCAAGGGAAAGUUGGCAGUGGGUUUGAUGUUAGUUCUGCUGUUUAUGGAAGUCAUCGUUACGUCCGAUUUUCACCAAAAAUCAUUUCUUCAGCUCAGGAAGCUGUGUCUAGCACACCAUUAGAUGAAGUAAUUGGUGAAGUGUUGAAGGGAAAGUGGGAUCAUGAAAGGACUAAAUUCUCCUUGCCACCAUUAAUGAAUCUGGUAUUGGGAGAACCCGGGAGUGGAGGAUCAUCAACACCAUCUAUGGUUGGUGCUGUAAAGAAAUGGCAAAAAUCUGACCCACAAAAGUCAACAGAAACAUGGAACAAGUUGUCAGAAGCAAAUUCUGAACUUGAACAACAGCUUAAUUUGUUAAGCAAAUUGGCUGCAGAAAACUGGGAUUCAUACAAAACUGUUGUUGAAAGCUGCAGCAUGCUUAAAUUAGAGAAGUGGGAGGGGCAAUUUAAUAAAACAAGUGAUGUAGAAAUAGUUAAAGCACUAUUGGGAGCAAGAGAUGCCAUGCAAAAGAUCCGCUCCCUCAUGCGACAGAUGGGUGAGGCUGCAGGCAUCCCGAUCGAACCUGAAUCUCAGACUAGACUCCUGGAUGUGACCAUGGACACAGAAGGUGUGUUGUUGGGUGGAGUUCCAGGGGCAGGUGGAUUUGAUGCUGUUUUUGCUAUCACUUUAAGUGACUCAAGUACUAAUUUAACCAAAAUAUGGAGUUCACACAACGUAUUGGCAUUGUUAGUUAGGGAAGAUCCUCGUGGGGUUUCUUUAGAAAGUGAUGAUCCUCGGGCUAAAUAAUCAUCUCAAGUUAUAAUUAAGGCCUUUUUUUUACAAGUAAUUGUUGAUGGUUUUUCAUGUUCAUUGUAUCAAUAACUCUUUGCACUUGUCACCUCUAAUAAGCAUGAGGUUUCUAAAAUGUUUCUUGUU
Messenger RNA from Lactuca virosa, 1741 nucleotides. Lineage: Eukaryota; Viridiplantae; Streptophyta; Magnoliopsida; Asterales; Asteraceae. The record is from the annotation of a GenBank genome assembly.